AUGCCACAGGACCCCAAACUCCUAGCUUCCGCCGUCCCGAGAGUCGGUGUCGGCGUCUUCAUCGUCCACCCACACCCCGCCUCACGCCCCUCCAAUCCACGCUCCAGGCCUGGGCGGCUGAAAGGGUGGAAAUUCCUAAUGGGCGAACGCCUCGGCUCUCAUGGAUCCGGCACUUGGGCCCUACCAGGAGGCCACUUGGAGUUUGGCGAGACGUUCGAAGAAUGCGCAGCCCGCGAAGUCCUCGAGGAGACGGGACUGAAAAUCCACCAGAUCGAGUUUCUUACCGCAACGAACGAUGUCAUGCCUGGUGAGGGAAAGGCCGGGGAGAAGCACUAUGUCACGGUCUUCAUGACGGCACCAGUGGCCGACGAUAUCCUGAAAAUAAUGCCGGAAGCGAAGGUCAUGGAGCCGGAUAAGUGUGCUGGGUGGGAGUGGGUAGAUUGGGGGAGUCUGGGGCACUGGGCGGGACUUCAAAGGGGGAGGCGUUUGUUCUCGCCGAUGGUGGAUUUGUUUGAGCAGCGGCCUGAUGUUGUUCCUUGGACAGAAUGA
Messenger RNA from Exophiala viscosa, 549 nucleotides. Its product is annotated as ADP-ribose pyrophosphatase. The record is from RefSeq and is a predicted model, not a curated record. The coding region runs from base 1 to 549 and encodes 182 amino acids. Gene Ontology annotation, biological process: dGTP catabolic process. Gene Ontology annotation, cellular component: cytosol. Gene Ontology annotation, molecular function: 8-oxo-7,8-dihydrodeoxyguanosine triphosphate pyrophosphatase activity. The transcript has 3 exons. NCBI's taxonomy places the organism in Eukaryota, Fungi, Ascomycota, Eurotiomycetes, Chaetothyriales, Herpotrichiellaceae.